ACAGUUUCUAAGCGCCGCGUGAGAGUCACAGCAACAUAAACACAUCUCUUCGUAUGUCCUUUUCAUAGUCCACGUCGACAAACACUCCUGAUUAUUUAUUUUAUUUGACUUUUAUUUUAUUGCUCAGUUUGUUAUUACUGAACACAGGAUGGAAUUCACCAUCCGGGCCGCCACGCUCGAGGACUGUAAGGACAUCUCGCGCAUGAUACUGGAACUGGCAGAGUAUGAGAAAGUUUCUGACCAGGUCAAGAUUGCACAAAGAGAUCUGGAGCAGGAUGGAUUCUCUAAAAACCCUUUUUUCCAUGGAAUCAUUGCUGAAGUGCCAGAGCACCUUAAGUCCAAAGAGGGUCAUACCAAGGUUGGUUACUCUCUGUACUUCUACACAUACAGUUCAUGGAAAGGUCGGGCGGUGUACAUGGAGGAUCUGUAUGUGAUGCCAGAGUUCAGAGGGAAAUGCAUUGGCAAGGCUCUGAUGUCUAAAGUUUCCCAGCUUGGUCUGGCUGCUGGUUGCAGCCAGCUGAACUUCACUGUGCUGGACUGGAACAAAUCAUCUCUUGACUUCUACCUAAAGCAGGGCUGCUGGGAUGUGACCUCCGACCUCGGCUAUCACUGCAUGCGCUGUGAGGGCGAUGCCCUUGAACACUUGGCCCAGGGGGACCUUUAAAUUUUUGAAGCACAUAGAUUCCACUGUCAACCCCUGACCAGAGCCACAAGUAACAAGUUGUUUGAUAAGCACAGGAAGACAGUAAACUGACAGUUAAAUGGGAAAACUGGAAUAAGUAACCAUGCUCAUAUCCUAUAGAAAUUUUCUGAAAGAAACGCAACUUUAUGAGGCAAUAUAGACAAGCAAUAUUGCCGAGAACAAUAGACAGAAGAUGCUUCUUAUUUAUUUUGCCUCAAAAAGUGCAUUUGAUUCAUUCUACAUAAUUGAAUUGUGAAGUCUGACCUAACCAAAGAUUCAGAAGUGCACUGUUGUGUCAUUGUGAAUCGCAUAUAUAUUGGCCAUAUUAUGACAUAAUCAUUUUUCUACUAGUGGAAAGGGUGGAAGUGAAAUCGUUACAGUUGGUGCUGAUACCAUCAUUCGUAUCUAGAAUUUAGAACUGUUAUUCUUAGAUGUUCUAUUUAAAUAGCCAUUUUAUUUGUUAUAUUACGUGUCAUUUUAUUUUUACAUUUGAAUAUCUGUUUGAACAUCUAGUCGGUCUCACUCACAAAUCCACUUUAUCUGAAAUUAUGCACAAGUAAUGUUCUUAAACUAUGUUGUAAUAUAUAAAGAACCGAUUGGUACACAAGAGUCACAACCAAGUAGAUUCUAGAAGAUGAAGAUGUGUCUGUUUACGCUGUACAUGCACAGAUAUAAGCCACAUACUUUUCUCGACUAACUUUUGGUAACUGUUACCAGUCAUAAGAGAGAAUAAGCUCACUAAAAGUAGAAAAAUGCACUACAAAUGUAAAUAAGCUAAAUCCUACAGUAUAUGCUAUUGGUUAGUGAAACCAUGAUUGGAUUUUGCUUUUCUAAAUUGUUUACUUUGCCUUGUAGAUGAUUUUUUUUUUGUGCAUUUUGCAUUGUGUAAU
Molecule: messenger RNA, 1572 nt
Organism: Sinocyclocheilus rhinocerous
Lineage: Eukaryota; Metazoa; Chordata; Actinopteri; Cypriniformes; Cyprinidae
Product: diamine acetyltransferase 2-like
Exons: 6
Coding region: 149-664 (171 amino acids)
Molecular function (GO): N-acetyltransferase activity
Source: RefSeq, a predicted model, not a curated record